Messenger RNA from Pelodiscus sinensis (Chinese soft-shelled turtle), 2278 nucleotides. The record is from RefSeq and is a predicted model, not a curated record. NCBI's taxonomy places the organism in Eukaryota, Metazoa, Chordata, Testudines, Trionychidae.
GGUUUUGCACCCGUGUUGUAGGUGAUGCUGCUCGGAGAUUCAGGCGUGGGAAAAACCUGCUUCCUGGUCCAGUUCAAAGACGGGGCCUUCCUCCCUGGGACCUUCAUAGCCACUGUCGGCAUAGACUUCCGGAAUAAAGUCGUGGUGGUGGACGGUGUGAAAAUAAAAUUGCAGAUCUGGGACACGGCGGGGCAGGAGCGAUUUCGCAGCGUGACUCAUGCCUACUACAGAGAUGCCCAGGCUUUGCUCCUCUUUUAUGACAUCACCAGCAAAAUAUCCUUUGACAAUAUUCGGGCCUGGCUCACAGAGAUACACGAAUAUGCUCAAAAGGAUGUGGUCAUUAUGUUGUUAGGCAAUAAGGUGCGUUAUUAAAACAACGAGAGAGUCAUCAGAACAGAGGACGGAGAGUCACUUGCCAGGGAAUACGGAGUGCCUUUCAUGGAGACCAGCGCCAAGACAGGCAUGAACGUGGAGCUGGCAUUUCUGGCCAUUGCCAAAGAACUCAAGCAGCGAGCGGUGCAGCAGCCGGACGAGCCCAGGUUCCAGAUUCAGGACUACAUAGAGUCACAGAAGAAAAAGUCCAGCUGCUGCUCCUUCAUGUGAGAGAGGAGGAUGCCAGGCCAGGAAGGAGGACUAAGGGCACAGGGAGUCUGGUAUAGAGCAAGAGGAAGGCGGGGCUGGAGAGGAAACUGGCCAGAUUCCUGUCCUCAGAAGGCGGUCUAAAAAUAUAUAUAUAUUUCUGGCCAUCAAUUACCGAUAGGAAGCAAACAAAGCUACAGUGAGAGCUGGUGGGGGGGGAGGGAGUGUAUGUGUGUGAGCAUGGGGUAUAUGUGUGUGAGCAUGGGUGGCUGUGGGGAAGUUACAACAGAAGCCAAAUAAAGACCAGAUCCGGAUUUCACCUGACUAGUAAAUCUUACAGUGAGUAUUCAGCCUUGGGGGUCACUCCUGGCAGCCCAGCCAAGGCCUUGCAUCGCGGGAGUAUCUUGCAUUAACCUUGCUGUAUAGCCCAGCCCAGUGUUCAGGACUCAGCUCCGAAGAAGCCAGGGCUGAGUGUGGAUCCAAACUGGGCCAAAUCUACAUUGGCUGCAUGGCCAGUGCCCCAUGGACAAAGUCAUCUUCAGCAACAUAGCCACGACCCUGUAUCUAUCUGGAUUAAGCCAGAUUAGCACGACUGCACAGCUGGGGGCCUGCAGCUUUCCAGUCCAGAGUCGCCAGCUUUCUGUCCGGUCUCCGUGGGACAGCUCUGUUCUGGCAUCUGGCAAGGUUGAGGAGUGGAGAGGGCAGGAAGACGUGUUUCUCAUGCAUUAGCAGGUGACAUUUUCCUGCUGCGGAUGAAAUCAGCACAAGUGUUUGCUAAUGGAAGGGGAAGAUUUCACCUUUUCCCUGUGACAUCUGAUUUCACCUUUUCCCUCCCCGCUCUCCUCACCUGCCCCAGAGCAUGUGCAGAGCAGGUGCCAAGCAAAGGGCUUGGAGAGCCAAGUGGUCUUACAGUGCCUGUUACCUUGGAAGAAAGCUGCUGAUCACUGCACUAGCUGAGAGAGAGGAGAGCACUCUCCAUUUUUCUGACUUUAAAAGGACUGUUUCCAAUCUGCUGUUUAUUUAGAAUUAUCUCAGGCUAAGCUGCAAUUUAACCCUUUCCGAGACCCAGUCCAGCAUGCCUCAGAUACGCUCUGGGCCCCACUCCUGUUCUAAAGUAUGGGCAAGCCCCUGGGGCGAGCAUGAAACCAGCAUCACCAGCUUGUUUGGAAAAAGGCGCUGGCUACUUGCUGUGGGAUUGGCCUGGGAGAUCUUACCGCUCAGACCAUUGCACCUCAGUGGUCGCUCGCUGUCCGAUGGAGCCAGGCUCCGUGCCUCGUCUUGCUGCUCUUGCUGUUGAAAUCAAACUGCUGAAAAUUGGGGGCCUGAUCCAAAGCCCACUGGUGCCUUUGAGAGUCUCUCCAUUGAUUUCCCUGGGUUCUGGAUCAGGCCCUAAUUGCUGAACUACCAGUGUCCUGCUUUCAAAUGCAACCCCCCUGCUGCUCCCUCCCGGGGUGUUCAAACAGCAUUGCAGGUGUGAGCUACACCACAGGAGGCUUGACCCUCCCUGUUGCAUCCCCAUGGGCCUGACUAUUGUAACACAUGUGGUGCCUUGCAGAAUUCUGCAGGCCCUGGAGUUCACCAGGGCCACACAGGGCAACUGAAUGAUAUGGGUUCUGCCUUAGGGUUGGAUUUCCUCAGGAGCCCGGAGGGCUCAGGGAAUUGAUAACAAGGCCAAGAGCCUUUGACCUCUAGGCCACUA